CGCUUUAAUAAUUCGAACAUAAUACUGUGGUUUUGAGCACUUCGAUACACGAAUCGAAACAACCUUUAAACAGUGGAAAGUCACUCUGUCUCAACCUUUAGCCUGCGCCAGGCGCGCCUCUUGUGUGUCGGUGCGGUGUGCUGAAAUCAGACAGAGAUGCUGGAAGGUGGUGUAAUAGAACACAUGGAUGCUUGUAGUAAGGGGCACUUUCGUUAUGUGGAGUAAGUACAUGGCAUACUCACCGUAGCUUUGUCAGGAUUCCUACACGUUGCUAUUAUAACCUUCGGAGGAUUGUCAGCGACAGCAAGUUGGCGCACGAUCUCUAGGCCCAGGCCCCUGCUGCUGCCUGUCACCAUUACUGUACGGGACAGUGGAUUUGCCAUGGUCUGGGGAUGAGGCUCCUGCUUGUCCCACGAAGGAAUGAGGAAUGCUGAUCGGGACAACAUAACACCACGCACGUGAAGAAAAUGUUUGUGGACAAGACGGUUGUGGAUUGAAAUGCGUGAGAGGUGUGGUGGAGGCUGCUAGAUAUAAUGACCAUAAGCCUACUGUGGGAGGAAGAAUGACUGAUGACACCCUCGAGACCAACACAUUCUACAGACAUAUCAAGGUGAGGGCGGGUCGUCCAGGGCUGGCAGGUGAUGCAAGGUGUGCCCACACUUACUGCUGCGCCAACAUACACGCAACACUGUAUUCCUGGAUUUCAAAGGAACAUCAUGGGGAAGAACUGGCUGGCUGGUGUGAGCCCAGCUGGGUGAUCUGCAUUCCCCAGCAGGCUGUUCUCCACAGUGUGACAUUCACUCUACCUCUUGUGGAAGCACAUGCUUUAAGACAAUGCGGAACCCCAGGUCAGUAUGUGAGUGCACUGUGUGGAGAAAGUGUGGUGUACCAGAUAGCAGGAGAAGAAUCUCGAGCUAUCUUAGCCAACCAGGAGAAGGGAUCAGAGGUGUUGGUCUCCAAGGCUACUGUGCUCAAUGAGUACCUGGUGACAGUCAAGGAUAAAGUUAUCCAUCUUCUUCUGAUUGAUUCUCUGCUCAGUACUGGCCUUGAUCAAGAUGAGAAGGCCAUCCAGCACCUCCCUGCCUCCUCCAUCACUUCAUUUGCUCAAGCUGAAAAUUUUUUGCAAAAGUUUUCCUGCCACCAACCUGUGCUAUGUGAGAUGGAGCAAAGAAUUAGAGAUGCCUCUCAGCAUCUUCACCCAGCCAAUGAUGUUGACCAGAUGCAGAAUGUUCUUCAGGAUCUACUCAUUCAGUGCUGGGAGGACCUCCUCAAAAGACACUCCCCAACUCUCCAAACCCACACUAGUUUCCAGGAUCUAUUGUUCAGAGCUCUGGAUUAUUACGUCGGCGGCCGUUUGCAUGAACGACUGUGGUGGUUAGUGUGUGAGAGGUGCCAGGUGGUGGAUCAGUUGGUCAAGACGCGACUUUCCCAUCUUCGCCUUGCCAAUCUUUCAGCACUCCAGCUUGGUGUGCCCCCAAACUACUACACUCCUUUGCCUGCUGCUGUUGUGGAGAUGGCCUCCAUGGCUGCAGUGGAGAGUGGAGUGGGACGGCUCCAGUGUGUCUACUCCACCAUUGACCUGAUUCAGGCUCAGGCCAAGGAAGCCAGAGUCACUCUGCACCAAUAUCAGGAUCAAGAGGGUGAGCCAGAGCUUGCCUUGAGCCAGGAAGAACUAGUGGCUCUGCUGACAACAGUGGUGGUGCAGGCUCAGUGUUCCAACCUGGUCACCAACAUUUACUACAUGACACACUUUGUCUUCUCAGUCACAGAAGAUGAUCCUCUCUGGAGAAGCUUGGGUCUGCUGCGCCUGGCCUUGGAAAAUAUCAUGAAGCUUGAUGUGGCCCGCCUGCCUCCGUCCACUAAAUCCUUACGCAAAGAACUCUCCCUCCAAGACCUAAUGCAGGUUAGUGCUGAAGUGGAGUCAAGAUUUGAGGCCAAGGGUGCCAGUCGCAGUAUUGGAGAUAUAACUGCUCUUGAUCUGCAGCUUCACCAGCUUACCCAACAGAUACAACUCUCUACUCAGGCUCACUCAGAAACCCACUUGACAAAGAGAAACUCAGCUGGUCGUAGGUCUGAUAGAACAUCAAUGUCACCCACCCAAGACAGUGGGAAAGUGCAAAGUUUCAGGGAAUUUCUUGCCAACAUCCCUUCCUCCCUCCGAGAGAGUUUGCGUCGUCGACAGUCCCAGCAGCGCAGUGCCAUUCAGUCUUCUCUCAAUGGCUGAGUUCCCACCUGUGGGUGCUGUGAGUCAUCUUUCUUUUGUGCUUAUUGGUGUUCUCAAGGCAACAUUUUUCAUUCCCUAAGGGAUUCACCAUAGAGAAUAUACCAUGACAUGAGGCAGUUCAUGCAGUUGUGAUACAUAUACUACUUUGUACUUUAGUCCAUUUCAAGAAAACUUUCGGUGAUACUUAAAUAAGAAAUUUCUAUAGCUUUGAUUUAUAUUUGGACAUUAAUGGAUUACAAAUAAUGAAAUAAUCCUGUCUAUUUAACAAAGGUAAGUAAUGCAUUCCAAAUAGCUCUAAAUAUUCAUAACUUUGUUAUGGGUUAAACUUGUGAUUUUGUAUUUUAGGUGCUGAGUAAGACUAUUUAACCGUGCUAACAAAUUCUCCCAGCUGAUUGGUGAAGCGUUUUGUAGGACUUUGCAAUAAACAAUCGUCUUUAUGACUUGGGCUGCAGUAUUCUACUGCAGAACAAGAAUGCUGGGACAAAGAUGCAGCUUUUCCCAAUCUACUGUUAGAGCUAAACUAAAGAAAGCUGUACCACCUUUGUGCUUAUUAUCUUUGAGAGAUGUCAGAUGAUUUGUACUUGCCAAUAUCAUGACAGUUUGUUCCCAUUCUUCAGCUAUAAAUGACCUUUAUAGAUACAAAACUGUCCUGGAACAAAGAAAUAUUAUAAGAUAAUAUUUAUGGUUGUUUUAAUUGAAGUGGAAGCAGAUUGAAUUUCUUGUUUUAUAGACUGAUUGCCAAACUUAAAUAAUAUUUAUGGUUGUUGUAAUCCAAGUGGAAGCAGAUCGAAUUUCUAAUUUUAUAAGUGGAUAGCAGGGUUAAAAUCAGUUAUUUUUACCUUGACUGAUUCACUUGAUUAUUUUUGACAAGACAGUCUACUUGGAGUUUGCCUGCAGCAGGUUUAUGUGCAAAUUGUUGAAUAUAUUAGUGAGGAUAUCAUUCCUUACACUUAAGUGCAAUCAGUCUGUCAAGAUGUUUUGACACCAUUCCUUACACUUAAGUGCAAUCAAUCUGUCAGGAUGUUUUGACUGGGCAGCUUGUUUAUAUUUUAUCCUCAUCAGUUUUGUGCAGCAAAUAGUUUAAACAUUGUUACUGUUCAAUAUAACUGCAAUCAUUUUGUCUGCUAACUGAAAAGAAACAUUGGUUAUUACGUACAGUAAGAACAAGAGAGCUUGAAGUUCUUGUGACAAAUGCAUUGAGGUGCACUUUACAAAUAUUUGAUGAUAGACAGGAUUCUGAGUAUCAUAGCUUAUAAUCUACAGUAGCAGCCAAAUGAGUAGACACCAACUACCUACUUGGAGAUAAUGCAUACUACCCCUAUUUUAGGAUGGUAUUUGACUUGGACAGGCAAGUAGUACUUGUUGGCUGUAUGUCACAUCUAUCCUCUUCCUCGACAGCACAUGAUGGCAACACUCAGGUGGCUAAGAGAGACACUGCUCUGGUGUCCACUUGUGAUUUGCCAGGUAUUAGAUUGCAUUGUUUAUUUUUCUUACAAAAUAGGUAAAACGAGCUUCUGCCGAACAAGAAAAUAUCUUGAAUCAAAGCACUACAUGAAUUAAAGAUUUGUUUGUAAAAAAGAAAUUAUUGGUGCUGUUAGUGUUUGUGCCCAAGUGCAGGGUGAAGAAAUUUGUGAAAGUAUCAUCUUAGACAAUUCAGAAUUUUGGCAAUGAGUCUAAGUUUGCCUUUUGGUAAAGACUGCAUUUUGAUAACAUGAACCAUCAUAGGUGAUAUUUUCCUGGCUACAUGGCCAUGUGACCUGCAUGUUCAGGCAAGUCACAUCUACCAUCAUGAAUUUCUUUAUCCUGCACUUGGGCACAAACAAAUGUUAACAGCACCAGCAAUCUUUGUUUUUGCUUGUGUUUGCUUCAUGCAAUGCUUCGAUAUGAAAUAUUUUCUUGCUAAGAAGCUUGUUUUUUUUUUGUUUUUUUUUUUCUUCUCUCCAUUUUGUAAGAAAAAAAAUGAGGCCUAAUGCAUGGUAAGUCAUGAGUUGACAUCCAAGCAGUGAUGUCAUGCACCUUAAGUCUUAGUUCUUAGCCACCUUAAGUCAAGCUGAGGGUUGUCAUCAUGUGCUCUUGGGGAAGGAUAGAUGUCACAUACAGCUAAGAAGUACUACUCACUGGUCUUGAGUUUAAUACUAUCCUAAAAUUAGGGUGAUGGGUAUUUCAACCUAGUGGGUAGUCAGCAACUACUCAUUUGUCUGCUACAUGUACCCUGUAAAUCAUAUAGGAUGUGUUCUAAAGAUAUGUUUUCCUUAUAUUCAAAAUGUAGUAUUUGUUCAUUGGAAUGCAGUUCAUUAUUCUUCUAAGAUUUGUGAUGUUCUUAUAAUAGUUCUGUUGAUAGCAUUUCAAAGCCAUUAGGGAGAGAAAAUUAAAGACUGUAAUAACAGCUUGGUGAGUAACAUAUGAAACUAUUGUGUAGUUCUUGUUACAUUACAUUAUCAUUAUAUGAGGCAACUUGUGGAGUAAUCACACAAAUGACAAAGUUACCAAUUAGGAGUUAGUGCAUAUAUCACCUUUAGCCCUUAUAUCACUUUGGCCCUUCUCCCUUCAUUUGACCAAGUCUUGUCAUUCACAAUUGUAGACACCAGUGAAAGGCUUCCCAAGUGUAGGGCACUUCUACUGCCACCUUGCCUGGCUGAGUGAGAGCUGUGCAUGAAUGUGAGUAAUUGGACAUCCACUGCUCCCUGUGCCAAGACACUACACUACAGGUGGUAAUUGAACUAUCCUACCUACAGUUUAGAAAAUAUAAGCCCAUAUUUAUAGUUGUACCCUCAGUACUUUUUUUUUUUCCCCCAUCUUACUCAAAUGAAGGAGCAAAGGUUAAGAUGCUGGUAUACUCGUCAACGUACAAUAGAGUUCUGUUAUGACUGACCUCUCAUAUGUUGGUCAUAAUUAUGUGUGUAUUUGUUUAAUCAUAUUUUGGACCAUAUGUGACUAAUGCAAAAUUAUAAACCAAUUAAUUUUUAAUUGACUUAGCUUUAGUUCUUCCACGUUUGCAUUACACUCUCCAUACAGGAGCUUUAGUUCUUCCACGUUUGCAUUACACUCUCCAUACAGGAGCUUUAGUUCUUCCACGUUUGCAUUACACUAUCCAUACAGGAAACAGUGUAAAAAUGUGUAAAACAUUUGAAUUUGGUACAGCACAACAUGGUGUGGUAAAACACGCCUUCUCACACACAUUCUUUCUCCCACACUGUUGCUCACUCAAGUCUCACAGUAAUGUUAUCAGAGUUUUAAACCUUUUACAAUAAAAACACUAGCAUAGAAUAAUAUAAGAUAAAUUUUAAAAUGAAUUAAUAAGAACUCCAGACAUUGUGGUGUGUGUACAAUAUCCAUGUUGAUACAUAUACAAGCAUGCAUGAUAGGAUGUUUACACACCACAGGGAGAUAACAGCUGAGCUAUUGUCAUUUUCAUUUAUUACUAAAGAACUUUCUCCAUAAAGUGAGAGGACAAGUACUUUCUCUUCUCUGUCAGCGGCCAAGGGGGCACCUAAGAGACUGGUGUGAAUGAAUGUUGUUAAAGUUGUGUGCCUUGGCUCGGCUGCACCCCAUUUUGGGGAGACCACUUUGGUAUAUGCUGGCAGUGUGCAAACAUUAUACCAUGUAUGCUUGUGUAUUUACACAAUGUACACACAUCAGUGUCCCUUGUUUAUUACUUUAUUUUUUGCUCUAUUUUGAAUUACUGCACUAGUGUUUUAUCUUAAAAGGUUUAAUUAAAACAGUCUUCACAUUAAUGUUGAGCCGAGCAGCAGUGUGUGUGUGUUUUACCAUGCUAUGCUGCAUACAUUGCACCAACUUAAUUUUUGCACAAUUUCAUGCUGCCUGCUGUAUGAAUGACAACACAUAGGUGAUUGUAAGUUAACAAAUAGGUAUAGACCAUAACCAACUCCAAACUGGGAACUCUGUCAGUUGUCUAACCACUCAAAUACCAUGCCUCAAAUUAUGGUAUUUGUCAUUCUAUAUAUAGCCAGUUCAAAAUCAGCAGUACAAAAGACCAUGUCCUUUCAUCAUCCACCAGUCUUGACUGGAGGAAAUAGCAGCCAAUCACAGUGUUGAAAUCCUUCUCUUGCCCAGACUUCACCCAGUAAAUACCUCACAGUCUGCUCCUUUCCUGACAAAUGUCAUGAGCCUCAGUUUAACAAUAAAAUUUUUACUAUAUGUAAUUCAACAACUACUUGAAGAUGCCCCCAUCUCCUCUUCCAGUCUGUGUGGCAACCGACUCAUUAUGCUCUUGCCACACUCAGUCACAAUAGUAGUUAGCCUUGCCUUGAUCUGACUUUCAAGAUAUCACUGCUUUUCAGAAAAUUGUGGAAAUUAAUAAUAUAACAUUUAAAUAUAUUCAUAAGCUAUGGUCACAGAAGACUCUUGUCAUGCUGACUGCCAUGUGGAUGCACUCAUUAAAAUUGUUAUUUGUUUCCAUAAUUUUCUGUAAGGCCACUGCUUUAUUGUUACUGAUUUUUGUAGUUACCUUAAAAAAGAUCAGCUCAAUGCAAUGCUGAUAAUGUGAUUGGCAAGAACAUUCUGAGUGCACCAGUCAGCUGGUGUACUAAGAAGGCAGAGAGCAUGGCUUGCAGAUCAGCUUAUCUUGUACUAUGGUUAUGUAUUCUAAUAACUUUGCAUUCAUCUUUACACAUUACUAAUAGAAAUGUUUACUAGUGUAAUUGCUAUAGUUAAUAUUUCACUAUGAAACGAAAGGUAUAAUGAUUUUUUUAUGACUGUGGGGCAGACCAGGAAGUGGGGUAUUUACUGCAUGAUGUAUAAAGGCAAAUGAAGGAUUUCUGCACUAACUAUUUGUCACUUUCUCCAAACAAGAUUGACAGGUAAUGUAGGAGGAAUAUGACCUUUUGCAGUUACUCAGAACACUAACAUAUGUGUGACAAUUAAAUCCAGAAAUAACUCAUUACAACUGGUACAUGACUAUUGUUUGUAUAUCUAAAGUGUAUUUCUUAACAACAGGGUAUAUUAGUGACAUAAGUUUUUAUCUAUAAAUUUUAGAAGAAUGCAUAUUCAGUAUGUUUGCCCAUCCCUCCCUAUACACAAAAAUUGAUUAGAUUGUUAGCACUGCAGUAGUAGUAAAAUACUGCAGUAUUAGUAAAAUACAAUUACCUCAACCGUGGAUACAAGACAAGGCUAAGAAACUUUUAUUACAAUGAAUACAUAACAAGGCUAAGUGAGUAAUACCUCUUUUGACAAGCAGUGUGUCAUCAGAAUUAAGAGGAAAUGCUGGAUAUAUCAUUAAACUAAUGCAAGAAAGAUCUGAUUUCAUAUUUGGGCAAAACUGCAAGGUAUCUAUACUCAUAGAUAUGAUAUUCAUGAAUACUGCUUUAUAAGAUUUUUUUUUAGUAACAACUAAAAAUCUUUUGAUAAACCUUGAGGAAAAGGAUUGACUUUUUAUAUUUGAAUAUCUUUCAAUAGUGGUAAAUAAAGGAGCCUCAAAAGUUUGAAUAAACAGUCUGAUAAAUAAUACAAUAAUGACAGUGGCUCACUAGCAGAUAGGAAUGACACUAAAAUAGUACAAUAAUGAUAGGAAUGACACUAAAGGCCAGUUCCACAGCUACUGUGUGUUUGAGCAAUCCAAUCCACCUCUUUUGCAUAUUUUGGUUUUAUUGUGCUUCUCAAAAUGUCAUUGGUUUGAGCACAAACUUUAUUUUUGAACAUUGUAAAGUGUGUGGAACCGCCUCAGUUUGCUGAAUUUGUCUACCGUCACAAGCAGCAUCCUUUACUAGUAUUGCAGUGAGGAAGACCUAAUUGAGGAGGGGGUCAUUUAGUGGUGUUACAUCAUAUUGACAGAAUUACUCUGUUAGUAGCCAGUAUAAUUUUUUAUAGGAGGUAGCCAGUCCUGAGAAUGUAAGUGUAUGAAGUGCCUGAGUUCAUCUUGAAGUAUUCCUUUGGAAAACAAAUUGGGUAUUGUUGGAAAUGCUAUGUUGCAUGCUAAGUAGGAUUUGGAUUGCAACCUACCAUGAUCACAGGCUUGAGGUGAGAGGAAAACUUUAAUAUAUAUUGGCACCCCUUCCCCCCUCACCAGAAGUAUUCUAAGAAAUGGGCACAGUGCUCGUCAAACAAAUUUACGUACGUUUCCUCAGUUGGGUGAGUAUUCCCAAACUUCCUACCACUAUCAUUCAUGUGUAGUCAUAAAGCUUGUACUGUAUUCUAGUUUAUCCUCUCACCACAAGCUUGCUACCAGUGUCAUUCAUGUACAGUCAUAAGACUUAUCUCUGCCAUUUGUCUUAAUACUUUGUGAUGCUACACCAAGAUUUGGUCUCUACCUGUCAGUAUUGCUAUCAACACUACUUUUUCCUUGAGCUACAACUCCACAGGCAGCAAGAGAGAGAGAGAGAGAGAGAGAGAGAGAGAGAGAGAGAGAGGCCAUAUUUGGGGUGAGUAAAAACCUUUGCCAUAGCAGUGAGAUUUCUGAUAAUGGAUGUUUGUACAGUUAGCUGUCAGCUCAACUCAUACACACACAAUGGUGAUUGCAGAACUCAAAUCUCUUUGUCAAACAUUAAUAAUACAAGUGAAGAAAUUGCAAGUUAAAUUAUUUUGUAAUGUUUAAUGUAUUUUUCAUGUGAUAACAUAUUUAUAGAUAUGGAAUGAAUACUAGAAACUUAUAUCUCCAUAAGAAGUCUCUUGAAUAUGAUAAUGGUAUAUGAUAAUCUAUGCAGAUUUUUCAUCAAACCAUCAGUGUACAUGAGAAGUGAAAUAUUUUUUUCAUGCUUUCCUGAAAUAGCACUCUAUGAAAUCUGUUUACACCAUGUUACACCAUGUUCAUAAGACUUGUAUAACUGCUGGAGAUGUCAUUCCUAUGAAACAUUAUUAUUUAUUACUUCAACUCAUCACACUUAACAUUUUGUCUUGCUGAAUAUUGAAGAGUUAUGCAAUCACUAUUGUAUCUAAUGCUGUUACCUAAAGUCCCCUACCAAUCAUAUGGAGUGAGUAAGGCAGUAAUAAGAACCAUAUUUGUGAUGUCACAUGAAAGCCUGUUGGUUUACGGCAUUGCUUUCAUUUGAGUGUUCCUAGUGUGGUCCCUCCUGUAAGGCAAUAACUAUAUAGUCUGUUGACUAGAAGCUGAACCAAGCAGAUUGUGUUAGCUAACUUAACAAAGUUUGUAAACCAAGUAUUGGUUGAAUGUUACUGUAUAUUCACAACUAAGUUUUGUAGUGUCUUUACUGUAGUACGCUGAUUUCACAAAUUACUAAAGAAUAAUAAUCACAACAUUCAAUUCACGAAUUACUAAAAAGUAAUAAUAAUCACGACAUUCAAGUCUAUCACAAAAAAAAAUUGUGUAAUAUGUAACACGUUUCAUGUUGCCCUCAAGAAAGUUAGUCAUUCAGCAAUACUACCAAACACCAUCAGUUCAGUAAACACCAUUUAAAGCAAUAAUAAUCCUGGUAAAGUGAUGAUACAAUGUAUAUUGUGGCUGUCAGGUGGUAGCACUGCCUCAUUUUCUCAUACUUGACACCAAUAUUUGCAAUGUGUUGUUUAUUUUCUAUACUGGCUUUGAUGUUGAGGUUAUUACUGUCUACAGACUUUAAUGUUGAGAUUAUUAUUGUUGAAGUAUUUAGAAAAUAUAAAAUGUAGCUAUUGUGAAAUCAAUGUAAAACAAUAAAACUAUAAAAAGCACUGUACUCAACAAAAACCAGUCAAUGUUCAGGUGUUGCACACUUCACUCACUUCAGCUUCCAGUAAACACACUAGUGUCUAUUAAGGGGAAACAAAGGAAAAAAUCAGUGAACCAUGCAUACAGCAGUAACCAAUCAAUGCUCAGCUUACUAACUUGGCUAAACUUGCUCAGUUGAGCUUUCAUUGAAUGGUCAGUACUGUAAUAAAUCUACAGCACCUCACUCCUCAUGGAAAAUUAACAUCAUUACAUUACCAGUUAGCCUCAGGAUAUAACCAUAAGCUAACACUGUAUUAAAAACACAGCAUAGCUUUCUGCCUCACCAUCUAGACAUAGGCUGUGACUUUGAUUGUUACAAAACUAAUACAAACCAUAUCAUGUGCCCAUAACAGAGAUCAUGUACCAAAAUUCACCCCAAUAACCUUAAUAACACCAAAUUUUAUAUCAAAAGAGUUACAUAAGGCAGUCUUUCAUUAUAUGGAUACCAUCUACAUUAUGGGAAUCCAGUUAUAGUAUUUCCUUAAUAACAGGAUGAUUGCAGUUAUAUUAAGCCUUCAAGCAGUUCACUACCCUACAUUCUUAUACAAGGUGCCUUGUCCUGUACAUCUCUUGGCAAGCUAAUGGGUCAUUCCCUAAAUAUGCUUGUGAUGUUUCCGUCCUAUAGUACAGUGUACCACAAGUUUUGACCUGUGUAUAUAUUUGACAUGUAAAUAUGAUUGAACCCUUAAUAAAAGUGCAACAACAUAUAGUA
Scylla paramamosain (green mud crab) is the source of this 10590-nucleotide messenger RNA. RefSeq lists its product as uncharacterized. The transcript is spliced from 14 exons. Gene Ontology annotation, molecular function: SNARE binding; guanyl-nucleotide exchange factor activity. The coding region runs from base 563 to 2224 and encodes 553 amino acids. The record is from RefSeq and is a predicted model, not a curated record. Gene Ontology annotation, biological process: early endosome to late endosome transport. Gene Ontology annotation, cellular component: late endosome; transport vesicle; tubular endosome. NCBI's taxonomy places the organism in Eukaryota, Metazoa, Arthropoda, Malacostraca, Decapoda, Portunidae.